AUGAAUUAUAAUAAUAUUAGUAUCACAGAGAAAUUAAAUCAACAAGAAAUUGACAUGGGAACUGCUGCUCAAAGUUCUUCAGAAAUCUAUACAAGUGAUAGUGAAAAGGGGUUUGCAAUUGAUCAUCACUCUUCUGGUUCACCUGAAUUAGAUGCAGGAGAAAAGUUUGUUCUUGUAUCUCAUGGAUCAUGGUUACACUGUGGUUAUCAUUUGACAACAUCUAUUGUUGGACCUUUGAUUCUUACACUUCCAUUUACAUUCACUCUUCUGGGUUGUUUUGGAGGAAUGAUUUGGUUGAUUCUGGUAGGAGUUAUCACAUUCUAUUCGUAUAAUCUUUUAUCGCUUGUCUUAGAACAUCAUACUUAG
Messenger RNA from Lathyrus sativus (Indian pea), 366 nucleotides. The record is from the annotation of a GenBank genome assembly. NCBI's taxonomy places the organism in Eukaryota, Viridiplantae, Streptophyta, Magnoliopsida, Fabales, Fabaceae.